Messenger RNA from Hyla sarda, 1458 nucleotides. RefSeq names its product gastrula zinc finger protein XlCGF8.2DB-like. The coding region runs from base 104 to 1021 and encodes 305 amino acids. Gene Ontology annotation, molecular function: DNA-binding transcription factor activity, RNA polymerase II-specific; RNA polymerase II cis-regulatory region sequence-specific DNA binding. The record is from RefSeq and is a predicted model, not a curated record. NCBI's taxonomy places the organism in Eukaryota, Metazoa, Chordata, Amphibia, Anura, Hylidae. Gene Ontology annotation, biological process: regulation of transcription by RNA polymerase II. The transcript is spliced from 4 exons.
CUUCUCUGCACACUUGUCUAUACCCCUGAUGGCUGUGGAAUAGGAGGACAUAGGUCUCCUCUACCAAAGGACUGAAAAGGAAAUACAAGUUGCAGUCUAUAAUAUGAAAUCUUUGCAGGAAAGUUCUGGAGGAACAAUGAGUGGACUAGAAAACCCCAUAUCAGAGAAUGGAGAGAAGCCAUUUUCAUGUCCAGAAUGUGUGAAGAGUUUUAGUCAAAAAUCAAAUCUUGAAAAUCAUAUAAAAACUCACACGGGAGAGAAGCCAUUUUCAUGUCCGGAAUGUGUGAAGAGUUUUACACGAAAAGAAAAUCUUGUGGAACAUAUGAGAACUCACACAGGAGAGAAGCCAUUUUCAUGUCCAGAAUGUGUGAAGAGUUUUACACAGAAAGCAACUCUUUUACAUCAUAUGAGAACUCACACAGGAGAGAAGCCAUUUUCAUGUCCAGAAUGUGUAAAGAGUUUUAGUCAUAAAUCACAUCUUGUGAUACAUAUGAGAACUCACACAGGAGAGAAACCAUUUUCAUGUCCGGAAUGUGUGAAGUGUUUUAGUCAUAAAUCAACUCUUGUGGAACAUAUGGGAACUCACACAGGAGAGAAGACAUUUUCAUGUCCGGAAUGUGUGAAGUGUUUUACACACAAAACAAAUCUUGAAAAACAUAUGAGAACUCACACAGGGGAGAAGCCAUUUUCAUGUCCGGAAUGUAUGAAGAGUUUUAGUCAUAAAUCAAGUCUUGUGGAACAUCUGAGAACUCACACAGGAGAGAAGCCAUUUUCAUGUCCGGAAUGCGUGAAGAGUUUUAGGCAUAAAUCAAGUCUUGUGGAACAUAUGAGAACUCACACAGGAGAGAAACCAUUUUCAUGUCCGGAAUGUCUGAAGAGUUUUACACAGAAACCAACUCUUUUGCAUCAUAUGAGAACUCACACAGGAGAGAAGCCAUUUUCAUGUCCGCAAUGUGUGAAGUGUUUUACACACAAAACAAAUCUUAAAAAUCAUAUCAGAACUCACACGAAAGAGAAGUAAUUUUCAUGUAUGAAGAGUUUUACACAGAAACCAACUCUUUUGCAUCAUAUGAGAACUCACACAGGAGAGAAGCCAUUUUCAUGCUUGGAAUGUGGAAAUAUUUUAGGCUGAAGUCACAUGUUUUUAACCUCUUAACCCCUUAACGACGAAGGACGUAUAUUUACGUCCUCCGCCGGCUACCGCGAUAUGCCGCUGGGUCACGUGGUGUCCCCGCGUCAUAUCGGGUCGGUCCCGACGGCUAUCAACGGCCGGGACCCGCGGCUAAUACAGGACAUCAUCGAUCGCGUUGAUGCCCUGUAUUAACCCUUCAGUUGCGGCGAUCAAAGCUGACCACCGCAUCUAAAGUGAAAGUAACCCGGCUGCUCAGUCGGGCUGUUUGGGUCCGCCGCGGUGAAAUCGCGGCGUCCCGAACAGCUUACAGGACACCGGGAGGGCCC